Molecule: messenger RNA, 727 nt
Organism: Spizellomyces punctatus DAOM BR117
Lineage: Eukaryota; Fungi; Chytridiomycota; Chytridiomycetes; Spizellomycetales; Spizellomycetaceae
Exons: 6
Coding region: 8-682 (224 amino acids)
Cellular component (GO): nucleus
Molecular function (GO): protein N-terminal-serine acetyltransferase activity; histone H4 acetyltransferase activity; histone H2A acetyltransferase activity
Source: RefSeq, a predicted model, not a curated record
GAACGAAAUGACAAGACUCGAUGGCAAGCGCUUGGUGCAAAGUGCUAAUGAAGCGGAUAACUGGUUACUGGGUUGCACUACACCACUACACUAUCCGACGAAUGGCCAACCUAUAACGAUAACACUCUACUCUCUCUGCAAUCUUCCUUCUCAUCUCCACCAAUGGGCCUUCAACCUCGUCAAACGCAACCUUUACGAUCAAUACAUAGCGGCAAAAGAUACAGGAUGGUCUGAUGAAGACAAACUGGCUGAAAUGAGUGAAGAACAUGCGAUGUAUCUUAUCGCUCAGGCUUCCGACGGACAAUUAGCGGGGUUCCUCUAUUUCCAGUUCGUGAUGGAGGAUUAUUGUGCGGAUGAUAUUGAAAGUGGAGAGGAUUCAAGUGAUGAUAAAGAGGACGAGCAAAUCCCUGUUAUCUAUUGCUACGAACUUCAACUAGAAAGCUCCUUUCAACGAAAGGGUCUAGGAGCUCAUCUCAUGCGAAUAUUAGAAGAAGUCGGUCGAAAAUAUCAUAUGGAGAAAUCCAUGUUGACCGUUUUUAAAAGCAACGAGGCGGCGAUCACCUUCUAUCGCAAGCUUGGCUACGAUGUGGAUGGAAUCUCACCCAGUAAACACUUACCUCCUCGCCGGGCAGCGAGAAUAUCCUAUGAGAUAUAUAGUAAAUGUUUACGUCAAGAUUCAUAAAAAAUUGUUGCGACCGAGAAGUAUGCUCGUCGCAAUGACGGUAAA